Molecule: messenger RNA, 708 nt
Organism: Penicillium taxi
Lineage: Eukaryota; Fungi; Ascomycota; Eurotiomycetes; Eurotiales; Aspergillaceae
Gene: xanA
Product: isonitrile hydratase-like protein xanA
Exons: 1
Coding region: 1-708 (235 amino acids)
Source: RefSeq, a predicted model, not a curated record
AUGUCUUCUACUGAAAAACAAUACUACAAGGUCGGAGUGUUGGUUUUCCAUGGGGCUGAUAUUCUUGACUUCACUGGCCCAAUGGAGGUCCUGUGUCAUGUCCUGCAUAACCGCAAUCCGGAUGAUCCUGAUCGAAUGUUUGCAAUUGAAGUCAUUGCCCAGACUUCUACUAUCCGCGCCGCUAGCUCUUUGACAGUAAAGGCUGACAAGAUGCUGGCUGAUGCCGCUGAGAAUCUUGCGGAGUACGACUUGCUAGUUGUACCUGGAGGGCCACCCUCUGUGGUUAGCCCUCUUCUCGAGAAUAACUCGCCAGAAGUGGAUUUCAUCCGCAAGUUCGCAGCUCUACCUCUGCCAUCUUCCCAGAGACCCCGAAUUCUCUUCUCUAUCUGUACUGGGGCCUUUUUACUUGGCGGUGCGGGCCUUCUGUCUGGGAUGACCGUUACUACUCACCACCGAGCUGUCGAUUCGCUUCGAGAAAUAUGUGCCAGGUUCAACGACAAGAAAGACAAGGGCGAUCCACCAACGAAUGUAGUGCACAAACGCUACGUGAAUGGGGGUUAUCUCCCGAGAAAUGCUGUACAAGUCAUUACAGCUGGAGGGAUUAGCUCAGGUCUCGACGCUACUUUUCACAUUGUACACGAGCUGGCUGGUGCAGAGAUGGCAGCGUUUGUGGCCCGAGUCAUGGAGUAUGAUUGGGUCUUAAAAUAG